AUGCCCCCAAUCGUCGUCGUAACCUCCCCAUCCGGCAAAAUCGCCACCCACCUCCUCCCUCUCCUCGCCCAAAACAACACUUACACCCUCCGCCUCGCCGCACACACCCAGUCCUCAGCCAGCACCCUCCAAAAAACCUACCCCACCGCCGAAAUCGUCCCCACAGACCUCACCUCCCCCUCAUCAUGCACCUCCCUCCUGAAAGACGCCACGGCCGCCAUCCACAUCGGACCCUCCCUCCACUCGCGCGAGAAAGAAAUCGGCCUCAACAUGGUCGACGCCGCCGUCGCCGAAACCCAACGCCCCGGCGCCGUCUUCACCCACUUCAUCUUCUCCUCCGUCCUCAACACCCAGCACCGCCAACUCAUGCAACACGACCUAAAAUCCUACAUCGAAGAACGCCUCAUGAUCUCCCCCGCCUCCCUGAACUGGACGAUCCUCAAACCCACAAACUUCCUCGACGCGUACCCGGUGCAACUCCUCGCGGGCAUGGAGACCCCGGCGAUCGAGCGGCUGUGGACGCCCGAAGUCCCCAGCAGCGUGAUCGCGCUCCGGGAUAUCGCGGCCGCGAUUGAGAGGGUUCUGAGAGAGGGGGAGAGGCAUUAUUAUGCGGAGUAUCCGCUCUGCGGGACGUUGCCGGUGAGUGAUCGGGAGAUUAUCGAGACGAUUGGGCGGGUUAUCGAGAAGGACGUCGAGAUCCGGCAGCCGACGUUCGAGGGCGGGGUGGAGAGGUUGAUGUUUUUUCUGUUUGGCGAGGGGCGAGGGGGGGAUUUUGGGGGUUCGGCGGAGGGGGAUUGGAGGGGCGAUAUUUGUCGGGAUGGGGCGGAGAGGUUGGUUUUGUUUUAUCGGAGGAGGGGGCUGAAGGGGAGUCCGAAUAUUUUGAGGUGGUUGUUGGGGAGGGAGCCCGUGGGCGUGGAGGAGUGGGUGAGGGGGGAGUUGAGGGAGGGGGUUGCGCUGAGGACGGCGGCGGGGACGGGGAGUAAGAUUGGGGGGCGGUGA
Messenger RNA from Zasmidium cellare ATCC 36951, 999 nucleotides. RefSeq lists its product as uncharacterized. The coding region runs from base 1 to 999 and encodes 332 amino acids. Lineage: Eukaryota; Fungi; Ascomycota; Dothideomycetes; Mycosphaerellales; Mycosphaerellaceae. The record is from RefSeq and is a predicted model, not a curated record. The transcript has a single exon.